Molecule: messenger RNA, 7274 nt
Organism: Panthera uncia (snow leopard)
Lineage: Eukaryota; Metazoa; Chordata; Mammalia; Carnivora; Felidae
Gene: ZNF655
Product: zinc finger protein 655
Exons: 5
Coding region: 570-1115 (181 amino acids)
Biological process (GO): regulation of DNA-templated transcription
Source: RefSeq, a predicted model, not a curated record
UAAUAGACUCCGAUCCCACGGUUUUCUGUGGUCCUCAUACCACCCAAGAGCCUUCCAUUCUCGCUUUAAUCAGUGUAUUUCGUACCCCUGUACUAGUUCCCCACCUGCUGACUUACAGAAGCGGGACCAUUACGUCUGCCCCUCCACUCCCGGAACACGCACGACGUGAGCGGGCCACUACCCCGCGAGGACGCUUUCCCAAACCCGGGGCUGUCCUGGUCAUUACUGGUACAAUGGCUACAGAGGUUGCCGGCGGGGUCAGCACAGACGAAGGUCAGGGCCAGAGAAGUAAAACGAAGAGCCCCGCACUCGCACGUUCCUGGUACUUACUCCACAUCCGGGGCUCUCAUCCGGGGCCCUCACCCAGGGGGCCCUCAUCCAGGGCCCACCUUCCGCCCACGGCCACGGGACUCCGCCUCCGGAAGUGCCACUGAGAAGCGCCGGCCUCCAAGCGGUCUAGAGCGACCCCGGAAAGCCCAGGGCUGCCCCUAGAGCGAGGGUGUCCGCGACGGGACGGCCGCUCGGCCUGCCCCUCCUUUCGGUGAUGAUCGUUGUCCUCCAGAACAGGGAUGGAGGAAAUACCAGCCCAGGAAGCAGCAGGAUCAGCAGUUGUCCAGUUUCAGUCUUUGGGGAGCCAGCCUGAGGGUCUGUCCCCAGAGCCUCAGUUCGCGCAGGACACCGACAUGGAACAGGAACUCAACGGGGCUCCACCUGUUCCCCAGGUGCCUGCUCUUCCCCAUGAGGGAAGCCCAGGAGACCAGGCAGCCACGCUCCUGCCAGCCAGGUACCAGGAGUUUGUGACAUUCGAGGAUGUGGCUGUGCACCUUACUCGAGAGGAAUGGGGAUGCCUGGACCCUGUUCAGAGGAAUCUCUACAGAGAAGUGAUGUUAGAGAAUUAUGGGAACGUGGUCUCAGUGGGCAUACUUCUCCGCCUUCCUACCACCCGGAUUCAUAGUGUGAAUUCCUGCCCGGCCCUGAGUCAUACCCAGGCAAGUGCUUUCUCUGGAGAAACACUUGCAGUUCUUUCAGCAGGAAUCUCCAAGAGAUGGCCCAGGUAUCGGCUUCCCAUCGAUAUUGCUCGGCCCCGCUCGGAAACUCCUUUUCCACGAUUGUAAGAUAUUAACACUUGAUCGAUGCUCUCAGGAUGCCAUCACUAUGUAAAAUUGCAGCUCCUCAGAUGACCUUUGUUAAAUUUCUGAAGGGCCGAGGAGGCCCUCCGUUGCAGCCAGAUGCAUUUUGAACCUGAGUUAUGAGUUCAUUCGUAAGCCACGGUUGGUGGUCAUCUAUUUGUGUUCUGUGAAACCACAAAGUUCAACUCCAGCUCUUCAGUUAUGAUCUUUUCAUGUUAUUUUAGAAUGUGGGACAUAUGCUGUGCACUGUUCUUUUCUGAGUGAACGUGACCCUGCCAUUUCUGUUGCCUAAUUUUCCUGCAACCCCUGGCCUUUCCUCAUAUUUAACACUCUAGUCUUCUCCUUUAUGUCCCUGUGGCCCCUUCCAAGGCCCUGCCUUUGUCUCCUUUACUCUUUGUGGUGCUAUACAGAUUGACGCAUUUAUAUGACUUUUCCGGAUCAAGUUUUCCUUAGCUCUGUCCUUCACGGAUGGGAGAUGGGAGGGCAAAAGAAUUGAAUUUCCUUAUUUCAGGGUAUUAAACUGAAUGUAUAUUUAACAAUUUUGUAAACUGUAAAGUGAUAUGUAAUUGUAAACUACUGUUAAUUUUAUCUAAUAAUUACAUAAUUUCCAACAGUUAACCUGUCUACUUUUUGGAGUAAAAAAAAAAAAACUUCUUAGCACUUUAAUCAGCCUAAUAGCACAGCAUGCUGUUGGACUGGAUUUUUUUCUCUGUCAUCUCUGCACAUAUACAGGACGUGCAUGCACACUCACACCUAAUGGGUACAAAUGCACACAAGAAGCCCUCCUAUUCAACUUGCUUUGGUGACCAAGUCAGCAGCAUCUUUUUAGUAAUUUUUAAAAAUUUUUUUAAAUCUUUUUUUUGAGAGAGAGACAGUGCAAGCAGGGGAGGAACAGAGAGAGAGGGAGACACAGAAUCUGAAGCAGGCUCCAGGCUCCGAGCUGUCAGCACAGAGCCUGACGCGAGGUUUGAACCCACGAACCGUGAGAUCAUGACCGGAGCUGAAGUCGGCCACUUAACUGAUUGAGCCACCCAGGUGCCCCAGUAAUUAUUUUUUACAAAAAUUAGGAGAUGCCUUUCAUUUUUGUGGGCUCGGCAAACUUCACCUGAAGUUUAAGAUUUUACACUUAAUUAGCUUAAUGUUUGGUGUUGUAGAAUAAGGACAUUAUAAUUCAGUCCCUGACUUAGCAACCCCACUAUCAAGUUCUUUUUCCCAUGGCAGUAGCUCAGAGUUGUAUUUGCAGCAGACAUCAAAACUUUGUUCCUUUUGGAUAAGUGCUUCUACUAUAAAGUAGUAAAUAUACAAAGUAUGAACAGCUGAGCUAUAAAAAAGUAAGUAAAAAAUCAGACUUUUCAUUACCAAAUCUAAAAAGAAGCAUAUUCUAUUGACAACGAGUGGAUUACUGGCUUGAGGGUCACCAAAGGGGAGUCAUUUGUGACUUAGUUCAGGAGACCAGGAAAGUGGUCUGGAUUCCAUUUCACACAGAGGCAGUGUGGGCAGGUGCCUUUUUAGAUAACAUCAUUGGAAACAUGCUUAUCAAAAUUCUGGUUGUUGAUAAGUUGAUAAAUCAGGAAGUGUUUGACACAUACCUUUUACUUUUUUUUUUUUUUUUUAACAUUUAUUUUAUUUUUGAGACAGAAAGAGACAGCAUGAAUGGAGGAGGGUCAGAGAGAGGGAGACACAGAAUCCGAAACAGGCUCCAGGCUCUGGGCUGUCAGCACAGAGCCUGACGCGGGGCUUGAACUCACGGACCGCGAGAUCAUGACCUGAGCCGAAGUCGGCCGCUUAACCGACUGAGCCACCCAGGCUCCCCUACCUUUUACUUUUUGAAGUUGAUGUCAUGAAGACAAAAAUGAUUUUGUAUAGAAUGUCUUUUACUGCCAGUCUAUUUACUAUUUAUUGAGGAGUCAACGUGUUACGAGGUACUGUACAUAUCUCAUUUAAUUCACCAUAACCCUGUGAAGUAGUUAUUAUUCUAUUUUAUACGUGAGGAAACUGAGGCUCAGAAAAGUCAAGUGAUCCGCUCCAGGUCACAGCUAGGCUUAGGACUCAGAUCUGAUUCUGACACUUAGGCUCUUUUUCACUAUUUUACCCCUUAGAACAGUUAGUCCAACCGUAUAUAGAGUGCUUUUGUGUGUGUGUGUGUGUGUGUGUGUGUGUGUGUGUGUGUUUAAUGUUUAUUUAUUUAUAUUGAGAGGUAGAGAGAGAGAGAGAGCCCUAGCUGGGGAGGGGCAAAGAGAGGGAGAGAGAGAGAAUCCCAAGCAGGUUCUGCACUGAUAGUGCAGAGCCCGAUGCAGGGCUCGAACUCACAAACUGUGAGAUCUUGACCUGAGCCGAAAUCAAGAGUUGGAUGCGUAACUGCCUGAGCCACCCAGGCGCCCCUAUAGUGUUUUUUAUAUUCUUAUGGCUCUAAUACUCUGAUGACAAUUAGAAAUAGCCAUGAAAAAUUGGACAGAAGUACAUAAGGCUGUACAGUUUGGGAACAGAAAGAGCAUGCAUUCAAAAGAAAACUGUGUUAGGGGUACAUUCCACUAAAAUAGGUAUCUAUGCAAGAAUAAUACUGCUAAGGAGAGAUUUUAUUUGUGUAUUUAUUAAGGACCAAGAAGAAAGGCAUAAAGCUUCCAUGUGGCAAAAAUCUUAGCAUAACUGGUUCAGGCAACAAACCAAAUAAUGAGGUAAAUUUUAAAUGUUAUUUAUCCAAGGUUCUGUUUAAAUUCAAGUUAGUUAACAUACAGUGUAGUACUGGAUUCAGUUAAAUGUUAUUUUUAAAGACCAAAUUAAGUUAAAAAUAAAUUAAUUGGAGAACUGUAAAGUUUAAAUAGAAUUAAUCAAAAGGCUUUAAUAAAGUAAUUUUAGAUAGGAAAAAUUUAAAGUAAAUGCAUAUUUUGAAAGCCUAGAGUUUUGACUUUAAAAUUUAGGAAAAAGCAUUCAGAUCAAUGACAAGAAAACCUGCCUUCAUGCUUCCUGUGGCCUUUAAAAUGGUAGAUUUGGAAAGAAUGUAAAUUGUGAAAUCAGACUUGGGUUUAUCUUCCCAACUGUGAUAUACUGAACAAAUUAUUUAAACUGAUAAUGAUUAUCUUCAUCUAUAAAACAUGAAAAAUAACGUAUGCCUUUCUGGGUUUGUGCCAGGGAUUAAAUUAGAUUAAAUUACAUAAGUACCUGGCUAAUAGUUAUGUACAUGCUUUUUUGGAAAGGACUGCAAGUGAUAUGAGAUAUAGACCAGAUUUUUAUAUAUUUUUUUAUUUAACGUUUAUUUAUUAUUGAGAGACAGAGAGAGACAGAGCAUGAGCAGGGGAGGGGCAGAGAGAGGAGGAGACACAGAAUCCGAAGCAGGCUCCAGGCUCUGAGCAGUCAGCACAGAGCCCGAUGCGGGCUCAAACUCAAACCGUGAGAUCAUGAUCUGAGCCGAAGUCAGAUGCUUAACCGACUGAGCCAUCCAGGUGCCCCAUAGACCAGAUUUUUAAAUACAAACAAAUUUCAGGAGCGUGUUUGAAUUAUUUCUUGAUAGGGGAAUUUCCUCAAAUUGAAUAUUGCUUAUACUGUUGCCAAGGAGUUAGGAUUUUUAUUAUAAGGAGAGUUUUAUUUCCUUGACAUUAAGUGAUCUUUUUUAGUUUCCUUUUAAUUGGAACAUCCACGACUCCAAAUCUGUUGCAUCUUGGCUCUCCAUGUAUUAUUCUAAUAACUUUCUCUGUUAUUUUUAUUGUUUUCACCCUUUACUCCAUCGUCAAUGUGUUGGUCCUCUGUUCUCUUUCUGUAUGAAUUUUGGAGGAAGGAUUUCAUUCAUAGUCAUUAUUUUUUUACUAGUAGAUUAUGUAAAAGCCAGGCUCUGAAAUAAGACUGGCUUUGAGCCCUAGCUUCACCUGUUAUUGUGACUUUGGGCAAGUUAACCUCUCAGUCUUCAUUUUUUUAUUUGGGAAAUGGGUAUGACAAUAGUUUCUACUUUGUAAAGUUAGGAUGAGUAUUAAGUUAGUGAAAAUUUGUAAAGUUCUUCGUGUGGUACUUUGCACCUACGAAAUGAGCAGUAAACCUUAGCUUAAUAUUUUAAUGAUACUGAUGAUACAGGUGACUUUAAGUCUAUUUCAAACCCUGUUCACUCAUCUAAACUGUGGUCUUGUAUUUCUAAUUGCCCAGCAGGCAUUUUCUUUUAUACCUGACUGCAUUACAUUGGACACAGUCUAAAAUCAAAUCCUUCUGGGGUCCCUGGGUGGCUCAGUCAGUUAAGUAUCUGACUUUGGCUGAGGUCGUGAUCUCACGGUUUGUGAGUUAAAGCCCUUCAUUGGGCUGUCUGCUGUCAGUGCAGAACCCUCUUCAGAUCUUCUGCCCACUUCCCCACCCCUCCCCCAUUCAUGCUCAUGCUCUCUCUCAAAAAUAAAUAAACAUUAAAAAAAAGUUAAAAAAUCAGGGACGCCUGGGUGGCUCAGUUGGUUAAGCAUCCGACUUCGGCUCAGGUCAUGAUUUCAGGUUCGUGCGUUUGAGCCCUGUGUCGGGCUCUGUGCUGACAGCUCAGAGCCUGGACUGUGGUUUGGAUUGUGUGUCUCCCUCUCUCUCUGCCCCUCCCCUGCUCACACUCUGUCUCUCUCUCUCAAAAAUAAAUAAACAUUAAACAAAUUUUUUUUUUAAUAAAUAAAAUCAAACCCUUUUUUCCACAUUGUUGUGUGUAGGUGACGUAGGUGUAUAGAGUAAAUAACCAAAAUUUGCUUCGGUUAUCAAAUACUUAGAAACACCUUAGUUAAUACUGAGUUAAAGUUGCAAAUUAUGUUGUCAGAAUUCUGAGCAAAAUAUUUGCUGCUUCAUGCCACACUAACUUUUUAAUUUGAAAAAUUAUUUCAUUUGGUAUGGAGGACCUUAACUAAAUAAGCAUCCAAAAGGGGAAUAGACUAUUAAUGCUCAGCAGGAAUUCAGAAACAUAGUAAAGCCUUUCUUGUAUCUGUUCUCAUCUGCCUGCUCAUAGGCUCUCACAUGGAAUCUCAAGAGGACAGCUGUUGAUUUGUAAUAUUUUCCAGGCCCAGUGCCCUUUUAGAAACACUGGUUACCUGUUACAUGUUAACACUAGGACACAAAAUUGGCAUUCAAUAAGUAGCUUUUAAGUAAAUGAGCCAAAAGAAGUGCAAGAUAGAAGAUAUAUUGUCGCUGCUAAUGAGAGUUUGUAAAUAAAGUAGGGAUGAUAAUUCCUGAAACCAAUUAAAUAAAAGUCCAUAAACUACAUUUUAUAGUGACAUGUCAGGAUAAGAGAACAAUAACAAAUUGUGUAGAUAUUCGGUAAGUGGAGAGGAAGGCUUUUGGAUUUGAGGGGCUUGAGCUAGACCACCUCGUAUGUGUGCCACAAGAAGCUUUCUGGGCUGAACAUGUAUAAAAACUGCCCCUUUAAUACUAUAAUAGUUCUGCCCCUCAGGAUCAGACUGCUUCUUGCUUUUACUUUGAAAGAGAUUAGAUCCUAGCAAUUCAUUAUAUAAGCCAGAAAAAGGCCGUUUUUAUGUGGAAGUGCACUUUUAUUGCACUUUCUUCUUUAAUAUCACAUUAUAGUUAGUUUGUAUCUGUCUCUAGGUACUUUGCUUAUAGGAGACACCCCAUAGAUGUUUGUCGAAUAAACAAGAGUGUAAGCUCCUAAUGGAUAAGAAUGUGUUAUUUUUUUGUUUCCUCAUGUGCCCUGAAGCAAAUUGAGAUUGGUUCUUAGAGCAUUUAUUCAGUCUUCACUGAUUCUGUUGCUGCAGUUUAGCACACCACACAAUAGGUGCUUGAGUAUUCACUUUCCUCCAGUCCCGCAGUUAUAUUUUGAUGACUUCCCUUUUGACCAGGUCUCAUAUUUGUAGACCAGGUCUAAUACAAAGGUUGAUCUAUAGGCAACAGCUAAAGAGUGAAAAUGAUCACUUCUGUGAAAACACAUAAACACCCUUGCACAGAUUCCCUUGUCUGAGUACUAUUUAAAUGAAAACCUCUCCCAAAGUCAUCAACUUGCCCUGUAAUACACCCAUUUCUGGAGCACCAAUAGGAGAUCCUUGUAGAGGAUCUUUGCCCUUCUCACUCUCCAGGCCUUCCCUACUGUCUUGUGAGAAUUUACUUUCUCUCCAUUAGCCAUUAGUUAAGAGAAAAAGUGGCUGGUGUAGUAUCUGGGGAUAAAUUGCCACAUCCCAUUUCCUUCUCUAU